AUGGUCGUGUUCAAACCAUCCCUCGUGCUGUUCUCAGUUGUACUCGCUCUCGGCGUCGCUGUUAUACCCGCUGUUCAUGCUGCCGGCUUCAAGCUCGAGAUCGACACGGAUGACGACCAGGCAUCCAAAGCCAAAGAGCCCAUGAAAGCUCCAUUCGCUUGUGUGAUCAAGUCGACGAGCUGCAAGUCGACGGCGCACUACCUCAACCAGGAGUACGGGCCUUCGCUCAACCUCACCACCUGCCACCACGAUGCUGAUUGGAAGAACUACUGGAACCGUGUCACCGUCGGCAGUGGCAACGGCAUGUUUGUCAACACGUUCUAUGUCAGCACGGCUGCCGAUGCUUCUGUUCUUCGGUCGGCUGUUGAGGGCGGCAAGUGCAGCGUGAGCAAGGACACCAGGCCGGGUGCUCUGCUGACUGCUGCUGCUGUUCGUGACAUGCUCGACGACGUUAUCAACACUCACACCCGCUGCAACGCCUACAUCACCUGCGACCGCACCGACCAAGUCGACGACAAGUGCUUCCCCAUCACCGCUCAUGAUUCCAAGAAAGACGACGAUGACGACAAGUAA
Sporisorium graminicola is the source of this 573-nucleotide messenger RNA. RefSeq lists its product as uncharacterized. The transcript has 3 exons. The record is from RefSeq and is a predicted model, not a curated record. Lineage: Eukaryota; Fungi; Basidiomycota; Ustilaginomycetes; Ustilaginales; Ustilaginaceae. Bases 1 to 573 code for a protein of 190 amino acids.